CGUGUUCAAUCUUCCUUCGUUCCUCGUAUGCAAAGGAAAAGCAGAUUGAAGCCAAACAUCUGAUGCUGCAGUCUCAAUUAAAAGGAUUAAAAAUGUUAGAUUCAUAUUAUAUAUGAUGCUCUCGGAUGAUUUGACCCUGGAAUGGAUUUAGAAGAGGCUUUCCAGACGGUUGGGGAAUUCGGCAGACAUCAGAAGCGGAUGGUGACCGUCCUGGUUUUUCUACAGGUUUAUAUGGCAUGCCAGUCCAUGCUGAUAGUUUUAGUGGGUGCUGUGCCAGAAUAUCACAAACAGCCUGUUACUGAAGCUGGGGAUACAACUAAUGGAGUGACAUUUACUGAGGAUGUCAGCUCUAUUGUGACAGAGUGGUUUCUGGUUAAAGAAGAAGCCUAUAAGGUGAGCCUGGCAGGGUCCCUUUUCUUCGCCGGUGUCCUGAUAGGAAAUGUCCUGUUUGGACCGCUUUCUGAUAAGAUCGGAAGAAAGCCGGUUUUUCUUACUGGUCUGUUUUUUGAAGUCUUGUUUGGAUAUGGCACUGCAUUAGCCCCCAGUUAUGAGGUCUUCGCCCUGUCCCGCCUGUUGGUAGGGUUGAUGAAUGGAGGCAUGGCUUUGGUCUGCUUCGUCCUCACUCAGGAAUACGUGGGAAAGUCGUACUGGGCAAUGACAGGAACCUUGACUAAUAUGGCCUUCGCAGUGGGCAUCUCCCUCUUCGCCGCUUUAGGUUAUUGUGUUCGGCCUUGGAGGAGCUUGGCGACUGCCGCCAACUGUCCUGGACUUUUGCUCUUCCUGCUUUGCGUGACUCUGCCAGAAUCUCCACGCUGGCUGUAUUCUCGGGGUCAUACGAAGCAGGCUGAGGACAUUCUGCAGUAUUUCGCUGUGAGGAACGGCAAAGGCAGAAUUCCAAUUAAACUCUGCCGGACCGUCAGCACUAGCACUCCUGAUGGGUCCAGUCCUGGGGUUUUCCAGCUGGUCACACAUCCCGUACUACGCCGGAGAACUGUGGUGCUCAUGUAUGUAUGGUAUGUCUGUAGCCUCGUGUAUUACGGGUUGACCCUCAAUGCCAGUGAAGAUAAAGGAAAUCGCUAUCUUAGUGUUGCAAUGUACGGGCUGGUGGAACUUCCUGCUUACCCUCUCUGCAUGUACUUCAUUAACAAACAGUGGGCAGGUAGGCGGAAGUCAUUGGCUGUCUUUCUUGCCUUUGCUGGUGUGUCUUGUCUGCUCACGAUGUUUGUACCGGUCUCAGGGUGCUUUCUGAAUGCCACAUGUCUGGCUCUAGUGGGAAAACUGAUGGUCAGUGCAGCGUUUAAUAUUGUAUAUGUGUACACAUCAGAGCUCUACCCAACCGUGAUCAGGAAUGCAGGGUUGGGUGUGUGUUCCAUGUCCUGUAGAGUAGGAGGGAUUUUGGCUCCAUUCGUGCCGAGCAUGAGAUCACUGCAUGCCUCUUUGCCGUUUAUGGUGUUCUGUUUGAGCGGUUUAUCAGCGAGCUGCCUCGGGCUCUUACUGCCGGAAACCCUCAAUAAACCUGCAGCGGAAACACUCGAUGAACUUUCCAGCCCUGCCUAUCAGCGAAUAUUAGAGCCACAGGUACACCUCUUAGAGGAAAAGCAUUUAUCUGACAACAACGAGGCAGAUAGUGAUUGAAAUGUGGACUUUAACACUUUCUUUUGCCAGUUUAUGAACAUCCCUGACCACAGUGACUGGUGUCCUAUUAUUGUGACUGGUGUCCUAUUAUUGUGCCAAGCGCAGAUUCAAACACGCAAACACUACAGGUGCCUUUAAUCUGCUUAGAUCAUCAACACAUAAGAUGCAUCUGUGUGACGGAUAUUUGAAUAUAGUAAAAAUGGACCAGAUACUCAUUCCUAAGUGUGUCUCUCACAAUUUCGCAUACUUUAACGUUUACUGCCAUUUGUGACCUGCAAUUUUUAUGUAACAUAUGUGACAAUAUAUUUGUUAAUGUGCAUUUGUUACCAUUUGUCAAAAAUGGUUUGGGAGAUUGCAGAUUUGAGUGAUACCGGAUGUUUGUCAGUGGUGUAGACGAAGGGAGAAGAGAUUGUAUAAGUGUAUAUUUCUGUACAGUGAUGAACACUAUUUUAAAUAAAG
Molecule: messenger RNA, 2094 nt
Organism: Triplophysa rosa
Lineage: Eukaryota; Metazoa; Chordata; Actinopteri; Cypriniformes; Nemacheilidae
Gene: slc22a15
Product: solute carrier family 22 member 15
Exons: 12
Coding region: 142-1635 (497 amino acids)
Biological process (GO): transmembrane transport
Cellular component (GO): membrane
Molecular function (GO): transmembrane transporter activity
Source: RefSeq, a predicted model, not a curated record